Messenger RNA from Orussus abietinus, 1321 nucleotides. RefSeq lists its product as uncharacterized. Lineage: Eukaryota; Metazoa; Arthropoda; Insecta; Hymenoptera; Orussidae. The record is from RefSeq and is a predicted model, not a curated record. The coding region runs from base 171 to 986 and encodes 271 amino acids. The transcript is spliced from 4 exons.
CGCCACGCUGCCGAUUUUUGAAUUGAUAUGAUACUUAAACGUUAUUAACGACCAAGGCUUCGCACACGUUUGUAGGAUUCCACUGAUGUUGGGCUUGAAUAUAUUGUAUUUAUUUGCACCUUAUAUUUAAACUUACGCGAUAUAUCCUUAAAUUUAAACUCAGACAAACAAUGGCCUCGACUGACUCGAAGAACGUUGAGGUUAGAAAAACCAAGUCCAAGAGACACAAGAAAAAGAAGAUCAAAUCCGAAGGCAAAGAAGACAAUGUGAACUAUUACGUUGACAAAACAGGGAACAAGAAUAACCUCGAUGCUCCGACUGACAGUGUCAAUGACCAAGUCUCAUCCACGAGACAGAGAAAGUCUCAGCGCACGAUUGUAGGAAACUCUUCAUUAAAUGGAACGGGUCGUAAUCAAAUAGAAAAUAAGGAGCAGGAGAAAAAGAAACAGAAAGGAAAGAGAAAGGUCAAACAAGAAAACGACGAGGUCACUGACGAAUCUCCUACUAAAAAAAUUAAGAAAACGAGCACAGACUCGGAAGAUACAGAUGAAGAGGACUGCGAUAUAGCGGAAGAAGAUAAUGCUCAGAAACCUCCAAAGAUGUCAAAGAGACAAAUUAAGAAAGAAAAGACUGAGAAGAAGGAAGCUGAGAAAAAAGAGGCAAGUAAACUCGAAGCAAAACAACGGGCGCUUAAUUACGUUUCAAAGUGGAAACAUGCAAAAAGCGAGUGGAGGUUUGAGAAACUCCGUCAGAUCUGGUUAAUGGAUCAUUUAUUGGAUCAAACAUCGAUACCCGAUUCAAUCUUCCCAACUGUGCUUGAAUAUUUUGAGGGUUGCAAAGGUAUGGCCAGGGAGCAAUUAUCGAAGAAAGGCAUGGAUGUUAUUAAGAAGGUCGAAGAAGAUGAAGAGAAACGCGAAGAAAUCAUGGAAUCAAUAGAAUACAAGAGAGCUAGACAACUUCUACAAGCAUUGCCUUCGGAAACAUAGUUUUGUCUUGGAUUACGAGACUUCCUUGCAAGCUUAUUCUAAAAUUAUCUAUUGACACCCAAAAGAAGUCGUUGAACUUUUGCGAGUUUUCAUUUAGAUCUAUAUCAUCAACCUAGUUCCUGCAAUUUACAAUUACAAUGCAUAAAGGAAAUUGUAAAUAAAGUGAAGAUAAUUCCAAAUGGGGAACUCUUGAGCGCAAUGGAAUUAUUUUUAUCAAUACUAACAUAGCUUGCAAAGGCUCUGUCAAAAUUUUGUUAAUACGCGAUAUUGUUCAAUUUUUGUAUGACCAGUCAUCACAAAUUUUUAUAUGACAAAUAAAUUGUAUUUAAGUUGCA